Messenger RNA from Sitodiplosis mosellana (orange wheat blossom midge), 2040 nucleotides. RefSeq names its product zinc finger protein 883-like. The coding region runs from base 209 to 1834 and encodes 541 amino acids. Lineage: Eukaryota; Metazoa; Arthropoda; Insecta; Diptera; Cecidomyiidae. Gene Ontology annotation, biological process: regulation of transcription by RNA polymerase II. Gene Ontology annotation, molecular function: DNA-binding transcription factor activity; RNA polymerase II cis-regulatory region sequence-specific DNA binding. The record is from RefSeq and is a predicted model, not a curated record. The transcript is spliced from 2 exons.
AACGUCAUCCACAUGGUGACCUAACCUAAAUUCAACAACGAAAAAAAUAUCAACUUGACAGCUCUUUCGGUAAAUGUCAGAAUUCAAAGCAAGUGCGACGAGUUUAACAUAAAUAAUUUCGCAAUUGUUUCGUUUUGUGUGUUUAGAUAUUCAUUCAGCUAGUUUUUUUUAUGUUGUGAUCGUCAGUUUUGAAGGUAAAAACUCAGCCAUGGAUUGGAAUGCUGAAAAUAAAAACUUGAUCAUCAAACAAGAACGAGAAGAAAGUCCAUACAUAAAAAAGGAACCUGUCCUCGAUUCGGAGAAUAAUGAAGAGUCUUACAGCUUCACGAAAGAUUGUGUGGACAGCGUUGAAAUAAGUUGUGUACCAUUUCUACAAGAUUUAAUUGGAUAUAAUGUUGAACAAGAAUUUAUUGUUGGAGAUGAAGAGGUUGAUUUGUCGUCAGCGAGUUGCAUUGAAGAUCUGGCGAUAAUGCGUGUGAUGGAUAGUGAUGACGAAGACUCUGAAUCGGAUUAUAAGGAAAAUAUCAGCCAAGUGUCAUUGUUCAACUGUGCAUAUUGUAAUUUUGCUUGUUCCAAUAUAGACACAUUGGCCAAGCAUGUCACAGUGAACCAUUGGUUGGAGAAUAAAUUGAAAAAUCGACGAAUUCCCAUGGAAAAUAUCAUGAGCGGCAUAAAACGAACGUAUCAAUGCUAUUUGUGUGGUUAUGAGUCGACUUACUCCAAACUGAAAGAUCAUUUCACAAAACACACCGGGAACAAAGAUCAUGAAUGUAAAAUUUGUGGAAAGCGUAUUGGACGAAAGACUGAUUUACAUCGGCACGAAUUACGGCAUCAGAAAUUGAAAAAAUUCAAAUGUUCGUAUUGCCCGAAACAGUUUAUGGAACGAUCACAGAUGCUGUAUCAUGAGCGCUGCCACACUGGCGAAAAGCCAUACGCCUGUAAAAAAUGUCCGAUGCGAUUCUCUUAUGCAUCCAGUUUAAUGCGACACAACCGAAGUCAUUUGGGGGAAAAACCGUAUCAAUGUAACAUUUGCUUGAAACGGUUCACAGCCAAAGAUAACCUCAAGGCCCAUGCAAGCGUUCACAGCGAUCUUAGGCCGUUUGUUUGCCAAAUUUGUGGUAAAGCAUUUAAAAGAAAGCGACUUUGGAGAGAUCAUAGCAAAAUUCACGAAACUAACCGGUCUAAUGAGAUGCUAUUCGCAUGUGAUGAGUGUCCAUCAAAGUUUGCACAUAUCGCAGGCCUAAAUCGUCAUAAACAAAACCAUGCCGGUGCUAAGCGUUAUAGAUGUGUCAUAUGUUCCAUUGAUUUUUCAAUUCGUCAACAUUACAUGAUACAUAUGGAUAAACAUUACAAGGAUACACACUCAAAUCUGAUGUUGUUCAAGUGUAAACAAUGUAAUAAGCAAUUCAACUCGAAGAAAGAAUGGAUGGCCCAUAAAAAAGCGCAUAAAUCUUCCAGACGCACUAUGUUAAACCAGCCAAAUUAUAAACUUAACCAAAAUACAGCGGUGAAUCGAUUGACAGCCAUUGAAUCAUCAUUUGAUUGCACGGUGUGCUCGAAAAGUUUUGCUUCGAGAAGUGGUCUCAAGCGGCACGUACAAAUUCAUUCUACCGAUAAACGGUUCCAGUGUGAGAUUUGCUCAAAAAGAUUUCAGCUACAGAGCUAUUUAACGGAACACAUGAAAAUUCAUACUGGGGAGAAGACGUUCAAUUGUAUUCAUUGCUCGAAAAGGUUUUUGAGACGAUCAAGGUUGGAAUUACACAAGCGAUCACAUUUGAAUCAAGCCUAUCUAGACAUACAAUCUGGUAUUAUUUCAUUAGCCACGGAUGAUUGAUGAAUUUAUGCUUUUCCAAAUCAAGGAGUUUUUUUUUAACCAUAUGAAUAUAUCGAAAUGUUUGUAAUCUAUUUCAGUAUUCCAGAGCGAUGCGAACAAUAUAUUUUUCUAGAAACAGUUGCUGUUUUUUAUAUUUAAGUUUGGAAAAUGUAUCGAUGUUAUUCGAUCAACAGUCUGUCUCGAUUAAAUACCUCAUAUUAAAAUGA